CAGCUGAGCAAGUUGACAUUUGUUUGUUAUGAUUUUGCUCAACUACAAUACACAUUGAAGAAACGACGCCAAGGGCGCUGCGGGAGGAGAAUCAAACAUAUAGCAAAGUGUAUGGUCGCGAGGGGCAAUUGUUUGCAUGCUGCCAUACCACGAAACGAAGUAAUAGAAAGAGAGUCACACCGUUUGUGGAAGCUCGCUGUGUGUGUGUUUUUUUUGAGUGGUAUAGGAAAGGAUGCCGUACAUCUUGGUAGAAACGACUACUCCCACCGGCGGCAAAGAGCUGCUAGCUGCACCGGCCGCCUGGAUCCAAAAGAAGGCUGACGGCACGGCUUAUCUGUGCUGGCCGUUUGCUACAAGCAUACGGAAGCUGAAUACAUUGUUCCAAGACGAGUACAGCAUUCCGUCGGAGGUGUGGGAAAGGCUUGAGUGUGAAAUUUUGUGCCGCAACAUUCUGUCGCUCUCGUCGGCGGACAAGAUGAUCGAAACGAUGGAAAGCAGCUGGCUGAACGAGCCGAAACCGGCAGCACGAGUAACGGCACAACGAUCAAACGAUCCUUUUGCGAACCGGCUGAGCAAUGGCGGUGUGCAGAAGCUGCUGUCCAGCCCCACCGCCCAGCCGGACGAUGAUCCGCUCGGGGAUGUGAAACCGUGCCCCCAGAUGCUGGACCUACUGUACGAGCUGAAGAGUCUGAUACUGGCGAACCAGGAAGAGUUGCGGCAGAAUCUAAAGGAGGGAUUCGGAAGGGUGGACAAGUCCGUUAAAUCGAUGAACGACAAGUAUCUGGAAUCGAAUGCGGUACAGUACGAACUUGGGCGGGCGGAUGCGAACGCGUUCCAGGCGGGACGGAUGGAUGCGACCGUGUGCCAGCUGGUCGAACAGCCGGAGAAGUUUAAGGUCGACUUGCUCACCGAGAUGGAAGCGGUAGAAGAGUUUGAGAAGCGUCUGAAGGACGAUGACUAUCGCACCCAGGUGUGCCAGUGGAUCGACGCGAGCGUGGGACACAUGCGGCAGUCCGAGCAUCGGAUGCACACGUUGUUGGACCUCAUCAUCGAUCGGAAGCUGUUCGCUGGCUUCAGCUGGACCGGCGGCGGGAAGAACAAACGGGCGCUGAACGCGCAAAAGAACAUACUGAACUUGUUCGAGUACGCCGGUACCACCUCCGUGUACCGGGCGGAUCACGUGUCAGUGGAGAAUUUCAUGCGCAAAAAGCUUCAGAACUCGACCAGCAGGAUAAAGGUGAAGGGUGUGCGCAGGAGUGUGCCACGUCCCGGUCGUAAGGGGCUAAACCGAGUGGGAGACGAGAUCAUUAGAAUUAUUCCGAAACAGAUUAAGUUGACAUCAUCUACUCAUGCGCGAAGUCCUGCAGCGGUGGCGGAUGCGACUCAAGGGCAAUCAUCACCCUCGUCAUCGAUACCGAUGGCUGUGAGUGUACCGGCAAAACCGAUCAGAUCGGAAACGAUAGUAGUGAAGCAAGAUGCUACCAUGUUCAUAGACGGUGUGGAUGAGUUUGAGGAAAUGUUGGACAUUAGACGAUUGCAGAAGUAAACCGCACACGUGUGGUUUUUGAGAGAGGCUUACGGAUGUGGAAGCAACAAGAAGCAAAAUUUAAUCAGCCAAAAAUAAUUCAUACUGUACGUUACUUUAUAAGGUACAAUGAAUAUCGCAAGGAAUUGUUGUGCAACUUUAAGCAUGGAAUGUUUAAAUUGUAACGUUACACAAGUUCGUUACCUUAACCAGUCGAUUAGGUUUACUCGGAAGUAGUGUUUAAAAACGACAUUUAAUUCAAGAUUAAAUUAGAUUUUUUAAAUAAGGUCCAAUUCUGUAUCCAGAUUUCACUUAAUGAACUCACUAAGACUCGUCGGAUUUGGCAAUGCCAAGACGAACUUUAUCCAGUAGUCGAUUUGUGUACCUACACCUAAUGUUCAUCGAGUAUAGCCAUUUAUGAACGUUCUCGUUCUGAACUCAUUAAAAUCUCGAAUGAUGGAUAUGUGUUACAUUUUUGAAUGAUACACUCUAGAUGGGAAAAUAUUACAAUAUUUUUGCUUUAAAAGAUAGUUGUAAUUAAGUUGUAAUGACGUACUAAUUCGGAAGAACAUAUGCACUGUAAAUUGUACUUUGAAUAAGCUAAAGAAUAAAUCGUAAAGAAUUUUA
This is a messenger RNA of Anopheles gambiae (African malaria mosquito), 2152 nucleotides long. RefSeq lists its product as uncharacterized. The record is from RefSeq and is a predicted model, not a curated record. Bases 233 to 1546 code for a protein of 437 amino acids. NCBI's taxonomy places the organism in Eukaryota, Metazoa, Arthropoda, Insecta, Diptera, Culicidae. The transcript has 2 exons.